AAACAAAGCAUUCCUCUGUCAAAAGGAUCGAACACGGGUUUCUGCUCAGCAAUCUCUAGCCAUCAAAUAAAUUUCACGAAUUGCCACUAUAAUAAAAUAGUCAUACAAAGAGUGAGGUUCAUUACAGGGUAGACGUUGUUGUCGUCCGGGAGUGGCUUCAUUUUUCAGGCCUCGUGAUAUGUGACAUUUUACACAGUCUUUAAACUCAGAAUAACAUAACAAAUGGGGGUUAUAAAAGAUGGGUCUAUUUCUGGAAUUUUACCAAGCAAAAGCAAGGUCUUUGCGGUUAACUAUCCGGGUUACCCGUCGUCUAUGGACCGUGCCCUGGUGACUCUCGGUGGACCCGAAAAUAUUGCCAAGGCUAGAGAGACACCAUCAAACAGUUUAGAACUUCGUUUCCGCCCUGAAGAUCCAUACUCACAUCCUGUAGUAGGGAAGCUUUCACAUUGUAAUAGCUUUUUGUUAAAGAUAUCGAAACAUGAUAAUACUAAUGCAGCCCAUGAUACUGGCUGCUCUAAUAAUGCGGUUACUCGUUCAAGGGAAGACGAGGCACAUAUAUCAGAAGAAGGAUCUGAAGAUAAGCUUUGCGCGGAUAUCGUUGGUCAUGUAUCGGAAGCAUAUUAUUUUGAUGGAAUGGUAGACUACCAGCACGUUCUUGCUGUUCAUGCUGAUGCUGCAAGGAAAAAAAAGAGAAAUUGGGCAGACGUGGAACCUCUUUCUGAAAAACGUGGCCUUAUCGAUGCAGAUCAAGAAGAUUUGAUGAUAUUGUUGCCACCCGUUUUCUCACUGAAGAACAUACCGAAGAAUUUGGUGUUGGCACCACCGACGUGUGACAGCCAGAAAAAGAAACAAGACGGAGUGGAACAACAGCAUUCUGGGCAGAUGGAUUUAGAGCCAAGCCUUCAAAUCAAUUUUGACAUCAAAGAUGUUCCUAAGAAAGUAAACUGGGAAAGUUUCAUAAAAGAAGGUACAGAUGAAUGGAAGUACCAAAUGGCGAUAUGUAAGUUGUUUGAUGAGCGUCCUGUAUGGGUCAGACAGUCUUUAUCUGAGCAUUUGUCUAGUAAAGGUCUAAGACCUGGCAGCAGUAUCUUUAAAAGGAUUCUCUCCAGGGCAGCUUAUUAUUUUUCAAAAGGGCCUUUUCAAAGGUUUUGGAUCAGAAAAGGAUAUGAUCCACGCAAAGAUCCCGAAUCUCGCAUAUAUCAGAGGAUCGACUUCAGAGUACCACGACCCUUACCAAACCCUACUGGCAUAGUAUCUGGGUUGGAGCACAAAUGGGAUGAUAUAUGUGCUUUUCGGGUUUUCCCAUACCAAGGUCAAACUUCCCUUCAGCUUUUUGAACUUGCCGAUGAUUACAUUCAACAAGAAAUUAGAAAACCUACUACUCAAACGAUUUGCACUUUAACAACAGGUUGGUUUCCUCCACACAUUCAUGAGAUGUUUAGAUUACAUAUCAAAAUGAAGUUCCUAUCAGUACAUCCAAGCCCUGAGGCAGCAUCGUUGGUUAAAAAAAUAAUAUCAAGUUUUGAAAAGUUAAAAAGAACAAGAACAACAGUCCAAGAACAUAUAGUUACUCAAGAUAAGCACCGAGUCAAUGAAGAUGAGGUAAAUAUUGAAGAAAACGAGUCGAAUAAUGAUGAAGAUGAUGGUGCUACUGAUGACGAAGCCGAAGAUGAUAUGGAGGAUGAGGAAUUUGAUGCAUACGAGGGAUUGGAUGAUAUGGAACGUGACAUGGCCAAUUUUAUACCAGAACCAUCUUAUAUAAACCAAGAUAAUAUUUCGAAGAACUACUUACAAGAACUCUUUGGUAGUUUUCCAAAUAAUGGAGGCAGCCAAGAUGCUGAAAACAGCGAUGGAGAGUAUCAAAUAUACGAUCAAGACAGUGAUGAUAACGACUCCGAAGAUGACUAUUAACGAAUAUUUUUCAGUCCAUAUGAAUUUUCUUUGAGGUUUGAGUAUUCCAACUAUUACUCGUUUUCUUUUUCAAUUGCAGUAUCACAUAUUUCUUAGAUUGGAAAUUUUAAAGGUAAUUCCAUCUAGCAUUAUAUUGGAGAUCA
Messenger RNA from Erigeron canadensis, 2054 nucleotides. RefSeq names its product general transcription factor 3C polypeptide 5-like. Gene Ontology annotation, cellular component: transcription factor TFIIIC complex. NCBI's taxonomy places the organism in Eukaryota, Viridiplantae, Streptophyta, Magnoliopsida, Asterales, Asteraceae. The record is from RefSeq and is a predicted model, not a curated record. Gene Ontology annotation, biological process: transcription initiation at RNA polymerase III promoter. The transcript has 16 exons. The coding region runs from base 223 to 1911 and encodes 562 amino acids.